ACAUUUUUUAAUUUUAUUUUGUUUUGAGACUAUAUCUUGGUCACGCGAAACUCAUAAGAAAGUGAAUUAUCUUCAUAAUAUUUUAAAGGAAAUCAUUUGCUUGUGAUAUAUAUCAAAUUGAGUAUAAAAGUAUUGUGUAAUUACUUUUUCUCAACUUUACUCCUUCGAACUUUCAAGGUUAUCUUGUGUUGCGCAUUAAUGCAUGGUUAUCUAUAUUGGCAAAAAGUGCUUUAGUUAUCAUUCCUCCAUCAUUUUUGAUCAUUUGUGUAACAACGAAUUUUAUUGACUCUGUGACUAAAAUUAAAUUACCAUAACAGUAUGUUUGCUGUCUUCUCUUAUCCCAGUUUACAGACUUUAGGAAAGACAUCCUUAAGUACAAACUGUAUUUUGUCGCCUUAUUCAGAAGUUACUAAACGCCUUUUGAUUGAUUCCUCUCUGUCAUGUCAAGCACAGCAUUAUGCAAGAAAAUCAAGCACAACAGAGCAGGCCUGGCAGAAAGUGAAAGUGAAUCCUUUAGUACAUUAUAUUAGGACUUUAAAAUGGACACCCAUUCCUCUUGGGUUAGGAUUUGCUUUCAUAGCUUAUCAACAGUUCAGACAUGUUAAGAAAAGAGAGACUGCAAAAAUACUUUCUUCGCCCCAUCCAUCUGAUUUAUUAGCUUCAGAUGUACAUGUUUCUAUGUAUACAAUGUUACCUCUUCGAGCUGCUUCACGUUUUUGGGGCUGGUUGCACAAUUUUGAUUUACCAAAACCAAUUCGCAGACCACUUCUCAAUGUAUUUGUUUCUACAUACAAUUGUAAUUUAAAAGAAGCUGUUAUUGAAGAUAUUGAUGCUUAUAAAAGCCUUGGGGAUUUUUUUAGUCGUCAAUUGAAGAAAGAAUAUAGACCAAUAUAUCCUGGAAAAUGUCUAGUCAGUCCUUCGGAUGGUGAAAUUUUGCAUUUUGGCAAAAUUGAAAAUGGAUUAAUUGAACAAGUGAAGGGUAUAACUUACUCUUUGAAAUCUUUCCUUGGAAUGAAAUCCAUGGAUGCAGAAGAUAUGGUCACUGAUGAAAAAUAUCAUAAAAGUCUGCUUCACAACAAAGACAAUGUUUUGUAUCACUGUGUUGUGUACCUUGCUCCUGGUGAUUAUCACAAAUUUCAUUCACCCUCAGAGUGGACCGUUCACCAUAGGAAGCACUUUCAUGGUGAAUUAUUAAGUGUUCAUCCUGGAAUUGUAAGCUGGAUUGCUGGACUUUUCAAUAUCAAUGAGAGAGUUGUAUAUACUGGGGAAUGGCAACAUGGCUUCUUUUCACUUACUGCUGUUGGUGCUACAAAUGUUGGUUCUAUUAAAGUCUAUUUUGAUGAGACUCUUCAAACAAAUCAGAAGAAGUGUGUGAAAGGUACAUUUGAAGAAAAGCAUUUUAAUCCUCCAGUAAACAUGACUGAAAAAGGUCAACCCUUUGGUGAAUUUAAUUUAGGUUCUACUAUUGUUUUAAUUUUUGAAGCACCCAAAGACAUUACAUUUAACAUUGCAGCUAGACAAAAAGUAAAAUAUGGUGAACUCAUUAGUCUAUGUAAUAAUUUUCAAUCAUCUUAAAACAAUUACUUCAUACUAUUUAAAUGAAUCAUAUCAUCAGUUUUGAGAGUGUUAGCUACAU
Messenger RNA from Parasteatoda tepidariorum (common house spider), 1636 nucleotides. RefSeq names its product phosphatidylserine decarboxylase (gene Pisd). Gene Ontology annotation, cellular component: mitochondrion. Lineage: Eukaryota; Metazoa; Arthropoda; Arachnida; Araneae; Theridiidae. Gene Ontology annotation, biological process: phosphatidylethanolamine biosynthetic process. The record is from RefSeq and is a predicted model, not a curated record. Gene Ontology annotation, molecular function: phosphatidylserine decarboxylase activity.